CUUCCAGAUUAAUCAGAAGGCGUGUGCCAGCUGCGGGACAUUUGAUGACACCAAGACGUUUAUGGUUGAAUAAAAUUCCGACACAAUGUGAUGUAGUUGUUGAGUUUCCUGCAGAAAAUGCACCAGAUGAAGCUCUGCGAUGGCUGUUAAAUAGAAUAAGAUCUCCACAACCUGAAGGAUUAGGUCUUCAGUGCCUAGUAAGGGCACAUGAAAGUACAAAACGAACAGCCUUCUAUAUAUCCGCCCCCACAAAUGUUCUUUUCAAAGCUGCCGAAGUAUACCGACUACCAAAGCGUCUACGUUCCGAUUUGGGUGGUGCUUUGCGUGAUUUUACAACACGUGAAAGUCACUGCUUUGAACAGAUAAAAGGCGAUGAAGGGAAAGUCACUCUGUUUACGUCACAGGAGCGUCAAUGGUUGGUUUUUCAAGUGAUUCAAGGUCUUCGAGCGACAUCGUUGGAUGUGUCCGUAUUUCAAGGGCGUGCUAAAGUGGAAGAAGGACAAAGCAUUAUAGCCGCAUGGCAAGAGUGCGGACUCAUUGAACAAGUUUUCCCCCUUCACGAAACAAAUGCCUUAACAAAAUUAAAAUCGAGUUGGGUUAGAAAGUUUUUUGCUCCGCAGCCUCUUGAUGACAUUGCAUCAUAUUUCGGUGUUAAAGUUGCGCUUUAUUUCGCAUGGCUUGGUCACUACACGUGUGCUUUAUGCGUGCCAGCUAUUUUAGGAUCGUUGUUAUGGGCUGGUCUCUACGGACCACAAGAUAUCGGACAUGUUUUGUUCUCAUUAUUUAAUGUUGCUUGGGCGUCACUUUAUUUGGAAGCAUGGCGACGAUAUUCAACAGAAUUGGCCUUUCGAUGGGGAACGUUAUCAACCCCACCAGAACUUUUAGAACCUCCGCGGCCUCUUUACAAAGGACCGCUUGAAGAGAGUUCAGUGACUGGACGACUAGAACCAAAAGAAGCUCCUGCAUGGAAGCGACGAACUUUUCGAUAUUUAGUUAGUUUCCCAAUUAUCGGAUUAUGCUUGUUUGCCGUCUUCAUCGUGAUGUUUCUCAUUUUACGAUUGCAGGACUGGUGGGACAGCAAGUUACCGGAAAGUGGUGUCAUUAGUUGGUUGAGUGUGAUACCGAAAGUGUUGCUAGCUGCUGCUAUUACAAUAAUGGAUGAACUUUAUUAUAAACUUGCGGUGUGGCUUAAUGAUCAAGAAAACUAUCGUGAACAAUCGAAAUACGAUAAUCAUUUAAUCGGAAAAGUAGCACUCUUCCAAUUUGUCAAUUCCUUCUUAUCUUUGUUUUAUAUUGCGUUCUAUCUGAGGGAUCAAGAGCAGCUUAAAGAGCAAUUGGCCGGUUUGUUAAUAUCAAGACAAAUUAUUGGGAAUUUGAGAGAGUCAGCUUGUCCUUAUAUUUAUGAGCAAUGGCGAUUGGCAACGUUAAGUUUUAAUAUGUGGGGGGCUUUAAGUCCAACAAGAGAAUUGCCACCACCGUCUGAUGACAUUAAGAAAAUUGAUACCGAGCCAGAGAAAAGUGACCGUCCACCCACACCCAAACGUAGCAUUGGCCAAGCAGAAAUCGAAAGCGCAUACUUUAAAUAUGACGGAACAUUCUAUGAUCAUCUAGAAAUGCUUGUUCAAAUGGGAUACGUCGUUCUGUUCUCGUCAGCAUUUCCAUUAGCUGGAUUGUGUGCAUUAGCUAAUAAUUUACUAGAAAUUAGGUCUGAUGCUUUCAAGUUAGCGCAUGUUCAUCAACGUCCAUUCGGUCAAAGGGUGGCAAACAUUGGAACAUGGCAAAAUGCAUUGGGAUUAUUAGGAAUGGCUGCAGUUAUUGUAAACUGUGCAUUAAUUGGAUUGUCUGGACAAGUUUCUAGACUUUGGCCUGGUUUAACUCAGACACAAACGGUUGUUUUGAUUGUUGCACUCGAGCAUAUAAUGCUUGGACUUCGUUCAGCUUUGAAAUACAUUCUCCCUGAACUUCCGGAAUGGUUGGCGGCUGAAAUUGCUAGAGCAGAACAUUGUCGAAGAGAAAUGCAAUGUAAGGGACCAUCGCCAAGGGCGACACCACCUUCUCCACUCUCUUCUACUUCAAUGUCACAUGAGCAAAAUACUCCAGACAUGUUUGAUAAACACGACCCAAAUGUUAUCGGUCACGACCCCGACGACAUUGUUUUCGAACGUAUGACACCGAUCAGCCCAAAACGCUUUGAGGAACCUUUACAUCGUGAUUCAUUCUCUUACAAUCAACAUCAUCGAACAUCACGUGGAAGCACAGAUCAUGAAAUUCCUUAUCAUAUCAGAGACAAUGGAACACCAGACUCACCAAUUUCACAGACAAGUACUGUUUUAUGUCUGCGACCACUACACGAAUCUUCUACAUCUGGGCAAUCUGUUCAAAACAAUCCUUUCGAUUCAGCUGCGCAAGCUAAUUCAGGUGCAUGCAAAAGCAAUUUUGUGAAGUCCUUAAAAACUAAAAUACAAGAAAUUCCGCCGUUUAAGGGACCUGUUGUUGCAAGUAAUAUGUACAAUAAAGUAGUUGAAACUAUAAAGAAAUCGUCAACAGGUUCGCCAGGCUCAGCAUCAUCCAUGGUUGCACCAACGAAAUCAACUUCGCAACCAAUUCAGAUUCCUGAAAUACCUCCAUUUAGAAAGCAUGAGAAUCAACAUAGCAAUUAUCCACCAUUUCAUCAAAUUACUGGUCAAAGCACAGCAUCAUCGAGUGUCUCUCCCCCUAAACUAUCAGAAAUUCCUCCAUUUCAACAAAGAAAGUCAAAAGAUUUCGUUCAAACUGAACAAAAUUCGACAGACAGCGCUCAUCCUGAACAUCAAUUAACGAUUGGUCCAUCUGGAGGUGCAGAAUGGAUGCGUCGUCUUAAAGUAAACGAACAAUCGCCCAUUCAUCGAAGUACAGACUGCAUAGUUUCUAAAGACUUGGGAACAAGUUCUGAUUCUGAAUUAUUAAAACCAGCCCCUUCAUGGUCGAAUGUUGCACUUAAAACAACUGAACAAGCUGGAACAAGUGCAAGUGCUCCGUCGGUGCCAAAAGCUACAACAACUGAAGAAGAGCAAAGAGCAGCUGAGAUUGCAGCAAAGAAAUCGAGACUUAAGCAAAAACUUGUGAAAAGUGCAAGGUCAGUUGCAAUAUUUUCGCUUAAACUUAAAGAAAGACGAGCAAGAGAAGCUGAACGUUUGGCAAAAGAGAAAGCAGAAGAAUUAGCUCAAGAAAAAGCAAUGUCAGCACCAGGAAUGUGUGGGGGUGGUGGUGAACUUAAUCUUAUACCUCUAGAGCAAUUAAUUCACAUCGAAGAUGUCGUCAAUCGACGAUCUUCUAACACUCAAAAUAAUAAUGGCUCAGGAACUUAGAAGCUAAAGGAAAUCAAGUUAUAGGAGUUACGG
Molecule: messenger RNA, 3380 nt
Organism: Clunio marinus
Lineage: Eukaryota; Metazoa; Arthropoda; Insecta; Diptera; Chironomidae
Source: the annotation of a GenBank genome assembly